Messenger RNA from Populus trichocarpa (black cottonwood), 2734 nucleotides. RefSeq names its product DEAD-box ATP-dependent RNA helicase 24. The record is from RefSeq and is a predicted model, not a curated record. The transcript is spliced from 5 exons. NCBI's taxonomy places the organism in Eukaryota, Viridiplantae, Streptophyta, Magnoliopsida, Malpighiales, Salicaceae. Gene Ontology annotation, molecular function: ATP binding; RNA binding; RNA helicase activity. Bases 108 to 2531 code for a protein of 807 amino acids.
AAUAAUAAUGAUAAUAAUCCCCAAAAAAUCACACUCGCAAGUCUCCACGUUCAAUUAGGGUUUUACAUGCCAAUCUAGGGUUAAUUGAACAAGAAGAAGCAGCAAUCAUGUCAAAGCGAAAAUUCGGAUUCGAAGGGUUUGGCAUAAACCGCCAAGCAACGUACAACUUUGAAAGAUCCCAAGCUCCGCAAAGGCUCUACGUCCCUCCCUCCUCUCGCCAAAACCACGAUAACUACGAGGAUACCGACCUUGACAACAUCGAUUACGACGAUAAUGAUGCCGCCAAGGAGAGUGCAGAAAAUAAUGGCUCAGCUGCCGAAAUUGACCCUCUGGAUGCGUUCAUGGAGGGAAUACACGAGGAGAUGAGGGCAGCACCACCGCCGAAGGCUAAGGAGAAGGUGGAGAGGUAUAAGGAUGAUGAUGAUGAAGAGGAUGAUCCUAUGGAGAGUUUUUUGAGGGCGAAGAAGGAUCUAGGGUUGACGCUGGCCGCAGAUGCACUUCGUGCUGGUUAUGAUUCCGAUGAGGAGGUUUAUGCAGCGGCAAAAGCUGUGGAUGCGGGGAUGCUGGAGUAUGAUUCUGAUGAUAAUCCGGUUGUUGUUGAUAAAAAGAAGAUUGAGCCGAUUCAAGCUCUUGACCAUGGUUCUAUCGAGUAUGAGCCUUUUAGCAAGGAUUUCUAUGAGGAGAGCCCAUCGAUUUCAGAGAUGAGUGAGCAGGAUGUUGCGGAAUACAUGAAGAGUCUGGCUAUCCGUGUUUCAGGUUUUGAAGUUCCAAGGCCAAUUAAAACAUUCGAAGAUUGUGGUUUUUCACCACAACUGAUGAAUGCUAUUGCGAAACAAGGGUAUGAAAAGCCUACACCAAUACAGUGCCAAGCUCUGCCGAUUGUGCUUUCCGGUAGUGAUAUUAUUGGUAUGGCUAAGACAGGUUCAGGUAAGACUGCUGCUUUUGUACUUCCUAUGAUCGUUCAUAUUAUGGAUCAGCCUGAACUCGAGAAAGAAGAGGGUCCGAUAGGAGUAGUAUGUGCGCCUACUAGGGAAUUGGCGCAUCAGAUAUAUUUGGAGACAAAGAAAUUUUCUAAAUCGCAUGGGAUACGGGUCUCUGCUGUGUAUGGUGGAAUGUCCAAGCUUGAUCAGUUCAAAGAACUCAAGGCGGGGUGUGAGAUUGUUAUCGCUACACCUGGGAGAUUAAUUGAUAUGUUAAAGAUGAAGGCAUUAAAUAUGUCGAGAGCAACUUACUUGGUACUUGAUGAGGCUGAUCGGAUGUUUGACCUUGGAUUUGAGCCACAAAUAAGGUCUAUUGUUGGUCAGAUUAGACCAGAUCGCCAGACUUUACUAUUUUCAGCUACAAUGCCUCGCAAAAUUGAGAAGUUAGCUAGGGAGAUCCUCACUGAUCCUGUGAGAGUUACAGUGGGGGAGGUUGGAAGGGCCAAUGAGGAUAUUACUCAGGUUGUUCAAGUCAUUCCUUCUGAUGCGGAGAAGUUGCCUUGGCUUAUCGAAAAGCUACCCGGGAUGAUUGAUGAGGGUGAUGUUCUGGUUUUUGCUUCUAAGAAGGCUACUGUAGAUGAUAUUGAGUCACAAUUGGCUCAAAAGGCGUUUAAAGUUGCAGCCCUUCAUGGUGAUAAAGACCAGGCUUCUCGGAUGGAAAUUUUACAAAAAUUUAAAUCUGGUGUCUAUCAUGUUCUUGUUGCAACUGAUGUUGCUGCUCGUGGACUUGACAUCAAGUCAAUUAAGUCUGUGGUCAACUUCGAUAUUGCAAGAGAGAUGGAUGUGCAUGUGCAUCGCAUUGGUAGGACUGGUCGAGCUGGUGAUAAAGAUGGGAUUGCAUACACUCUUAUAACUCAGAAAGAGGCACGGUUUGCUGGUGAAUUGGUUAACAGUUUGAUUGCUGCUGGUCAGAAUGUCUCUGUGGAACUUAUGGAUCUUGCUAUGAAGGAUGGGAGAUUCAGGUCCAAACGUGAUUCCAGAAAAGGAGGUGGGAAAAAGGGUAAAGGGAGGGGUGGAGGCAGUCGAGGUGUACGUGGAGUGGAUUUUGGUCUUGGCAUUGGUUAUAAUCCAGAAUCCAAUAGUACCUCAUCUCCUGCUGUUACAAGUCGAUCUCCUGCUGUUACAAGUCGAUCUACUGCUGUUAAUUCGCUGAGGACGGGGGUGAUGGCACAAUUCAAGAGCAACUUUGUUGCAGCUACAUCAAACUCCCAAAGUCCAGGCUUGAAUACCAGUUCAAGUGUUUAUGCUAACAAGAGACCAGCACUGCGAGGAUUUGUCUCUGGUGGUUCAAUUGGCGGAGAUAUGAAUAGACCUCAGACAACCAGUUCAUUGGCUGGAUUUGUCUCUGGUGGUUCAAUUGGAGAAGAUAUGGAUAGACCUCGGACAACCAGUUCAUUGCCUGGAUUUGCCUCUGGUGGUUCAAUUGGAGGAGAUGCAACUCAAACUCGGACAGUCAGUCAGAACUCUGGAGGAAAUACAAGUCAGAAGAAUACAGAAGGUUCCAGAGAUAGAGGGAGAGAAAGGCGGAGGCCCUCUGGUUGGGACCGUUAGAUUCAUGAACAGUCACAGAACUCUCACAUGGAUGAUGCAUGUCUUUUCUAGAAGCCAAAAUGAUCUUGUUUGAGCUUUUAUGCUUAGCGAGUUCCUUGUGCACUGGUUUUGUAGCUUGCUCCUAAUUAUGUAUCAUGCCAUAAUUGUUUUUAUGAAAGUUAUAUUUCCUGCAUAAUAAUCAAAUAUGAUUUGAUUUUCCAUCA